GAAGACCAUUUUGGUGCCCUUUUAAGUGGAAGUGGCCAAAAAGAGAUUUAAAAAGAAAAAAUAAAACGUACGAAGUGAAAUUAACACCAAAAAAAUGUCCUCAUUAUAAGGAGCCCAUUAUGUGCUGUGAAAUAAUGGAAGGGAUACCACAUAAAAAAAAAAUUACCCCUCCUGAACUGGAGAAAGUAAAAACUCAUGAAGAGAAAAAGAAAAAAGAAGUAGUAACAGAGAAAAUUGACAUCUAUUACUUCGACCAUGGGAACUCUGCAUAUUAUCGAACAACGGAUUCACCGCCCGUAUUACUAACCGAGAAAUGUGCCGAAAAAACCGAUCAAGCAGCGAUUCGUUUUUGGGCCGAAAUAUUUGGGACUAUUCAUAUCGGCACUGCUUUCAUCACAGCAUUUAUUUUACAAUUAAUUCGAUUUAUACUUUACAGUAUAAUCAGACCAUUGACAGUGGGCAUUUUGCAAUUGUUUGCGGACUAUUUUAUAAAACCCCUAUUGUCAAUUGUGUUCAAUGCCCUCAUACAGCCUAUAUUGAUAUUGUUAUACAAUAUCGCAACAUCUUUCAAGGAUCUUUGUGAACCUAUCGCAGAAGCGAUAGGAUUGUUCCUACGAGAAAUCGCUCACGUGUGUGCGGCAAUUCGGAUCGUCGAAGUGAAACAGGGUACCGCUCCCUCGGUUGCUUGCACUUGAUGAUUGAAUGGAAGAAGAGAGCAAUUCUGAAUGACGAAUAUGAAAUAUAGUUUGUUUUAAGGGGACAAGGUACAAAAACUCAUAAUAUUUUGCGAUUCGUAAAAAAAUAGCACCAUGUAAGUGUUCGACUUAAGUUACUUCAAAAUAACCGUUUCCAAGUUAUUUCAACCUCACACUCCUAUCUUGUUGUACUAUAUAUCUGUUUUAUUGUUCAAGGUUCAAUAGAAGGUGAAAGAAAGAACAAGAAUUUAUUACAUCUACGUGAUUGAUUUUGUCUUGAUUUUGAAUUAUGAAAAAAACUGAAGUAAAAACUGAAUUAUGAUUGAAAUAGAGUGAAUCAGUUUUAACCCUUUAAGAUCUAAGUAUGUUAACAGUAAGUACAGGCCCUUUACUAGAUAUCCAGUUAUAUUUAGAAUAAUCCACGAGGCCAUUGUUUUUAUAACAUAUUUAUUUCACUGAAUAUAUACGACUUCAAAAUACUAGGUCUCAAAGGGUUAAGAAGUAACUAAACUCUUCUAUACGAUAUACUUAUAAAAAGAACUUAAUGUAAAGUGUGCGUAUGAAAAGUAUCUUUCUUUUACUAAAUCACAAACUUUUAUCCGUUGUUCUUCUGUAGAUGAUGAUAAAUUAUCUCGAUCAUCAAUUUGAAAAGGCAUUGUCCCAAGGAUAGAAUGAUGUGAACUGAAGAAAAUUUGAAAAUAGCUCGGUAAUAGCUGUUCAAGUUUUAACGAAUAUAACACAUGCCUUAACACCAGGUAUAUAUUUGGUAUUAUUUAAACUUUACAAUAUUAUUAUCAGUUUCAUUCAUUUUGUUAUUUUUUGUUUUUUUUUUCUUUUUUCUUUUUGUUUUUACAGAACAAAUUAUCCUCUUAUAGCAACUAACUUCGUCAAUAAUGAUCAAUAAUCAUCCUUCGUCUCUUUCGUAUAUCUUACUGUUUAAUAAAUUAUGUACAAUCUCACAAACAACAAACGGAGGAACCUAAUUACAUCAUGUAGUUGUUCACACUUCGCUAUGUACAG
This is a messenger RNA of Apis florea (little honeybee), 1715 nucleotides long. RefSeq lists its product as uncharacterized. The record is from RefSeq and is a predicted model, not a curated record. Lineage: Eukaryota; Metazoa; Arthropoda; Insecta; Hymenoptera; Apidae.